GUAAUGAUAGCGGGCCCCGAAGGUACACCCUACGCCGGGGGUCUUUUUGAGUUUGACUGCUUCACGCCUCUGGACUAUCCAAAUUCCCCGCCGCUCUUUCACCUCAGAACCACUGGAGGGGGUACUGUUCGUUUCAAUCCAAACUUGUACAACUGUGGAAAGGUCUGUCUUUCUCUCCUUGAGGAACAGUGGUCACCUAAAUCUACACUUCUCCAGGUUCUUGUCAGCAUUCAAAGUAUGAUA
Laccaria bicolor S238N-H82 is the source of this 243-nucleotide messenger RNA. RefSeq lists its product as uncharacterized. The annotation marks the transcript as partial. Lineage: Eukaryota; Fungi; Basidiomycota; Agaricomycetes; Agaricales; Hydnangiaceae. The transcript has 2 exons. The record is from RefSeq and is a predicted model, not a curated record. Gene Ontology annotation, molecular function: ubiquitin conjugating enzyme activity.